AUGGCGGAGCUGCCGCUGGCGGGGGGCUUGCUGGACCUGCGCCCCGGUGGCAAGCUCUCCCCGAAGCCCCCGCCCCCGCCGCUGCCCAUGCCCUGCCGCCGGAGCCCGCCGCGCUCCCAGGUCGCCGCGGCCGUGGCAUCGCCGUGCCGCGCCGUCCCCGAGCUCCACUCCACCACCGAGCUGGCGGACGGGAGCGUCGUGUUCCACUUCGCGCACCCGCCUGUGAAAGACCACCCGGAGCCCAAGGCGUCCGGCCCCGACCCUGGGCACGCGGAUGCCUCGGCCUCGCCGCGCCCGGAGCUGCGCGUCGAGGAGCCGAAUCCACACACGGCAGCUGACGCCGGUGAGAUUUCGCUGGCCUCGUCGGAGGCGCCCGAACAGGCCGUCAGCUCCGGUGUCGGUGUUGAAGCGGAGGCCGGGUUGGCUAGUGGAAGGGCAGUUCUCCCGGCCGACUGCCAGCUCGAUACUGACGGCAGUGGAGGUGAGCUUGGUGCCUCGGAGGAGAGUGAGGCUGUGGAGGCGGACACGACGGCGCCUGCUGGUUUGGAGGAGGUGGAUGCGGAUGCGGGAGCUUCGUCGGAAGGCUCUGUCACUCAGGAUUCCCACACUGGCGUGGAUGCAGAGUGUAGCAGCGACGACCAAGAGGCCACGGAAUCCGGAAUUACCAUCCCACCAGCAGCGGGAGAAGUUCACAACAAGGUGGAUCGGGAAAAGAACACUUCAGAAGUGAAGAGUUCUGAUAGGACGGUUCCAGUAGCCUCAUCGACGCUUUUGUUGACAUCGGGUGCUGCAAUCUUGCCUCAUCCUUCGAAGGCAGCGACAGGCGGAGAAGAUGCUUAUUUUAUUGAACACAAUGGUUGGUUUGGUGUGGCAGAUGGAGUUGGUCAGUGGUCAUUUGAAGGAAUCAACGCAGGACUUUAUGCAAGAGAGCUUAUGGAUGGCUGUAAAAAAGUAAUAGCAGAAAGUGAAGGAGGCUCUGAGCUUUCACCCGAGCAAGUUCUCUCCAAGGCUGCAGCAGAAGCAAGGUCUCCUGGUUCUUCGACUGUCUUAGUUGCUCACUUUGAUGGCCAGCUUCUUCAUGUAUCAAAUAUUGGAGACUCGGGGUUUCUGGUGAUAAGGAAUGGAGAAGUACACGCGAAAUCAAAACCAAUGGUUUAUGGCUUCAAUUUUCCACAUCAAAUCGAGAAAGGGGUUGAUCCCUUAACCCUUGUAGAGAAUUAUACCAUUGACAUAGAGGAAGGUGAUGUCAUUAUAGCAGCCACCGAUGGCCUCUUCGACAACGUCUACGAACAAGAAUCGGCAGCCAUGAUCUCGAAAUCUUUGCAGGCAGAUCUAAAACCAGCGGAGAUGGCCGAGCACCUUGCUGCCAGGGCACAUGAGGUAGGGAGGUCUGGAGCACGGAGAAGCCCAUUUUCAGACUCUGCCGUCGCGGCGGGUUACCUAGGUUUCAGCGGGGGGAAACUGGACGACACAGCCGUCGUUGUGUCGAUCGUCCGGAGAUCCGAAGCUUAA
Triticum turgidum subsp. durum (durum wheat) is the source of this 1512-nucleotide messenger RNA. NCBI's taxonomy places the organism in Eukaryota, Viridiplantae, Streptophyta, Magnoliopsida, Poales, Poaceae. The record is from the annotation of a GenBank genome assembly.